AGGAGCCGGGGCGGAGCCUGGCGUCCCCUCCCGCGUCCGGCCGCGCCCGUCGUCCCGGCUGCGGGGAGACUCCCGGUCGCUGCGGCCGCGGCCAGCUGUCCUUGCGGCGCGCCGGGCGCGGGGACUCGGCCGCACUGCGCUCGGCCCGGGACGCGGCCGCAGCCUCCGCCCGGCGCGGAGGCGCAGAGGCCGCGCGUGCGCAGCGCGCGAGGGGCGCGGGCCGGGACCCCCGGGUUGGCGCGUGCGCGGACGGGCGCGGGGCAGCGGGCGAGCGCCCGGCGACUGGCCGGGAUGACCCUCGGGGUGCGGCGGCCCCACUGAGGCGGCGGCCCGGGGGCGAGAGAAGCGCGGAGCGCCCGCGCCGGGCCGGGCCAUGGCGUUCCUGGCCGGGCCGCGCCUGCUGGACUGGGCCAGCUCGCCGCCGCACCUGCAGUUCAACAAGUUCGUGCUGACCGGCUACCGGCCGGCCAGCAGCGGCUCGGGCUGUCUGCGCAGCCUCUUCUACCUGCACAAUGAACUGGGCAACAUCUACACUCACGGGCUGGCUCUGCUAGGAUUCCUGGUGCUGCUGCCCAUGACCAUGCCCUGGGGUCAGCUGGGCAAGGACGGCUGGCUGGGUGGCACACACUGCGUGGCCUGCCUGGCACCCCCUGCGGGCUCUGUGCUCUAUCACCUCUUCAUGUGCCACCAAGGGGGCAGCCCGGUGUACGCCCGGCUCCUGGCGCUGGACAUGUGCGGGGUCUGCCUCGUCAACACCCUCGGGGCGCUGCCCAUCAUCCACUGCACGCUGGCCUGCAGGCCCUGGCUGCGCCCCGCGGCCCUGCUGGGCUACAGCAUCCUGUCCGGCGUGGCCGGCUGGCGGGCCCUCACCGCCCCGUCCACCAGUGCCCGGCUGCGGGCCUUCGGCUGGCAGGCUGGUGCCCGCCUGCUGGUGUUCGGGGCCCGGGGAGUGGGGCUGGGCUCGGGGGCCCCCGGCUCCCUGCCCUGCUACCUGCGCAUGGACGCCCUGGCCCUCCUCGGGGGGCUGGUGAACGUCGCCCGCCUGCCCGAGCGCUGGGGGCCCGGCCGCUUCGACUACUGGGGCAACUCGCACCAGAUCAUGCACCUGCUCAGCGUGGGCUCCAUCCUGCAGCUGCACGCGGGCGUCGUGCCCGACCUGCUCUGGGCCGCCCGCCACGCCUGCCCUCCCGACUGAGACGCCCGGGCCAGCCCCCUUGGCACGCCAGCCCGCUCUCCUCCUGCGGCUGGUCUGCAGGGGCGGGCCCCCAGGAAGCUCCCCGACUCGAGCGCCAGCCUCCCUGCCCUGCCUUCCUCCACGGCCUGCCUGGAAGAAAGCCUUUUCCCCCCUGGCCUCAGUUUACCCUCUCCGACGGGAGCGCUGAGCCAAAGGGAGGGACUCGGGGAUCCACAGCCCUGUCUCCUCCCUGCCCUUGCCCUCCCGGCCCCACACGGAACACCAGCGCCUGGGCCCCGCCAUCCGCCUGCAUGCCAGCCCUCUCCCUGCCGCCAGACUCAGAGCGGGACCUGCCCCUUGUGCCAGGGUCAGGAAGGGGGCAGCUGCUUUCUCCAGGCAGAGAUGAAGAGCAGAGGGCCCUGGACACAGACCCGCCAGGCCCAGAGCCUCCACCUUGAGUGCCACGCUGACCGCGCACCCUGCCUGCCAGGCCGCCCGCUCAGGAAACCGCCCGCACCGUGGCUCCCGGCUCCCGGCGGGACCAGGCCCCGUGCGGGAAAUAAAAGGCAGGAAGCGCCGUGCCGCCAAGCAAACA
Messenger RNA from Sorex araneus (European shrew), 1769 nucleotides. RefSeq names its product progestin and adipoQ receptor family member 4 (gene PAQR4). Gene Ontology annotation, cellular component: membrane. The record is from RefSeq and is a predicted model, not a curated record. NCBI's taxonomy places the organism in Eukaryota, Metazoa, Chordata, Mammalia, Eulipotyphla, Soricidae. The transcript is spliced from 3 exons. The coding region runs from base 374 to 1195 and encodes 273 amino acids. Gene Ontology annotation, molecular function: signaling receptor activity.